UAAUCAUAGUCUUGAACAGGAAAAGAGCUUCCCUCCGUGUACAGAGGGAGUGCAGGUUGCUGCGGCCAUCGCGCUGCCUGCUCCUCCGCUUCACUGGUCAGCGUGUUCUGGCAGAUGGCCACGAUGUUGCAAGUUGCCAGAUCGGCAUCGAAAUGUGAUUACUGGAUCGACGGCUCUAACAAAGAAAGCGCCCUAGAAGACUACUAUGAGAUCGAAGCCGAACUGGGACGCGGUGCUACUUCAGUGGUGUAUCAAUGUAGACAAAAAGGAACCGAGAAGCCUUUUGCUGUGAAAAUGCUGAAGAAAACUAUAGAUAAAAAAAUAGUUCGAACUGAAAUCGGCGUUCUACUUAGACUCUCCCACCCCAAUAUUAUCAGACUGAAAGAAAUCUUUGAGACUCUAACAGAGAUUAAUUUGGUUCUGGAACUGGUCACAGGAGGAGAACUAUUUGACAGGAUUGUUGAAAAGGGAUAUUACAGUGAAAAAGAUGCUGCAAGUGCUGUCAAACAAGUUCUGGAGGCAGUUGCAUACCUGCAUGAAAAUGGAAUUGUUCAUCGUGAUCUCAAGCCUGAAAACCUCCUCUAUGCUUCUCCUACUCCAGAUGCAUUGUUAAAAAUAGCUGACUUUGGACUUUCCAAAAUUACAGAAGAACAAGUGACCAUGAAGACGAUAUGUGGAACACCAGGAUACUGUGCCCCUGAAAUUUUACGAGGUUAUGCCUAUGGACCAGAAGUUGACAUGUGGUCAGUGGGAGUCAUCACCUACAUAUUACUGUGUGGCUUUGAACCAUUCUAUGAUGAGAGGGGAGAUCAAUACAUGUUUAAGAGGAUCCUGAACUGUGACUAUGACUUUGUCUCCCCCUGGUGGGAUGAGGUUUCACUUAAUGCAAAAGAUUUGGUUAGAAAGUUAAUUGUUUUGGAUCCUAAGAAACGCCUGACUACCUAUCAGGCCCUGCAACACCCCUGGGUAAUAGGAAAAGCAGCAAAUUUCAUUCAUAUGGAUAACGUGCAAAAGAAACUUCAGGAAUUCAAUGCUCGUCGCAAACUAAAAGCUGCUGUAAAAGCUGUGGUGGCAUCUAGUCGCCUUGGAAAUACCAAUAGCCAGAAUAACAUUGAAAAUAGCAGCACUGAUCCCAAUGAUUCAUCGUUCUCGCAGAACAUAGCAGUGGAAAAUGAAAACAGUCAAGAUUUACAAAAAACAGUGGAAGAUGAUGUGAAUCAACACACUGGUGAUGUUAACACUGCUAAUCCUGGUAAUGGCAGCAGUGAUGUCAGUGCUGAUACCAACACUGGUGAAGCCUCCAGUGAUAUCAGUGCUGAUACCAACACUGGGGAAGCCACCAGUGAUGUCAGCAGUGGUGAAAUCACCAUGUUAGACACAUAGGAAAGGUCAAAGGAAACACUGCAAGAAUAAGAAUUCCCUGAUGAUAUAUACAAGAAUGGGGUGUUUUUCAGGAACUGGGAAUUCUGUGCAGUCUUUCUUAGAAGUGUUAUCAUACAGAAAAGCA
This is a messenger RNA of Hemiscyllium ocellatum (epaulette shark), 1507 nucleotides long. RefSeq names its product calcium/calmodulin-dependent protein kinase IV (gene camk4). Gene Ontology annotation, biological process: protein phosphorylation. The transcript is spliced from 11 exons. Gene Ontology annotation, molecular function: calmodulin binding; ATP binding; calcium/calmodulin-dependent protein kinase activity. Lineage: Eukaryota; Metazoa; Chordata; Chondrichthyes; Orectolobiformes; Hemiscylliidae. The record is from RefSeq and is a predicted model, not a curated record. Bases 115 to 1383 code for a protein of 422 amino acids.